AUGGCUCAGGCAGCGGACUACGAUUCGACUGGCGUCAAGUACUACAAGAUACCAACCUUCAAGUUCUCUGACGGUACCACUCUCCACAAUGUUCAGGUGGCAUAUCGCUCGAUAAACCCCUCUUCGACGGUGGGGGCUAUUCUAAUACCAACUUGCUAUGGCGGAAUCAUCAACACUACGGAAACGUGGACGACUUCUCCCAAUGAUAGUCUAGCUAAGUAUCAUGUCAUAGUGGUUGCUAUGCUUGGCAACGGCGAGUCUGCCUCUCCUUCGAACAAGCCUAUGUUCCCAGAAAUUGGCCAGCUACGAUAUCAGGAUGUUGUCAAUGCGCAAUAUGCGCUUCUUACUGACCAUCUAGGCAUCAAGGAACUAGAGGCUGUUGUUGGGUUCAGCAUGGGUGGGCAGCAAGCCUAUCACUGGGCAGUGAUGUACCCCGACUACAUGAAACGAAUUGUCCCGAUAUGCAGCUCGGCACGAACGAGCCCUCACAAUUACGCUUUCCUCGAGGGUCCGAUCUCAGCCUUAACAAACUCGAUUGACUAUGUGGCCGUUCAAGCGAUGAAAGAAAAGGCCGCACAAGGCGAGCAGAUAGGACCUAAGCUCAAGGAAGUCAAGCCGAAACGAGGCUUGAGGGCAUUCGCUCGCGGGUAUGGCGCAUGGCUAACAAGUACUCACUGGUUCCGACAGCAGUUGUGGGGCAAGGUCGAAGGUGGGCUCGGGUUCGACAGUGUCGAGUCCUGGAUGGUCGCCAGAGGAGAAGGAUAUCUCGCGUGGGAGGCCGAUGAUCUCCUCAUCCUUGCUCGAAUGUGGCAGCAAGGCGACAUUGGCGCGGUCAUUCCCGAUAAGAACAGUUUGACAGAGCUUGGUGGGAAGCCUUCGAGUGACGAGCAGUUUCAGGCAGCGUUGCAGAGCAUCAAGUGUAAGGCGUUGCUCUUACCUUGUCAAACCGACCAAUACUUUCCACCAGAAGACUCCGAAAUCGAGGUCAAAUAUCUUCGACAUGGCAAGUGUGAGCCCAUACCAAGUGUGUGGGGCCAUGUUGCGGGCGGCGGCGCUAAUCCUGUUGAUCUUGCGUGGUUGAACGAACGACUUGCCAAAUUCAUGGCAGAAUGA
Molecule: messenger RNA, 1113 nt
Organism: Cyphellophora attinorum
Lineage: Eukaryota; Fungi; Ascomycota; Eurotiomycetes; Chaetothyriales; Cyphellophoraceae
Product: Homoserine O-acetyltransferase
Exons: 1
Coding region: 1-1113 (370 amino acids)
Biological process (GO): biosynthetic process
Molecular function (GO): acyltransferase activity, transferring groups other than amino-acyl groups
Source: RefSeq, a predicted model, not a curated record